Messenger RNA from Schizophyllum commune H4-8, 802 nucleotides. RefSeq lists its product as uncharacterized. The coding region runs from base 50 to 466 and encodes 138 amino acids. Lineage: Eukaryota; Fungi; Basidiomycota; Agaricomycetes; Agaricales; Schizophyllaceae. The record is from RefSeq and is a predicted model, not a curated record. The transcript has 3 exons.
GUGGGCUUUGAGGGACGACGGGGCCCUCAUCUACAAAAGCCCGACACCCAUGAAUUGCAGCGUGGGUGAAGAUGACCCGUCAUACAUCGCGUACGGCAUCUUCGAGUCCGACAUCAUCAUUGAUGUGCUCUCGCCGCACCUCAAGCACUUUACCUCCACACCCAUCAUCAAGCUUACUCGACCCGUCGGCCUCCUAGCGCUUGUUGUCGCAGCGCUCGAGCGCGCGUUUGAUGCAUAUGGCGAGACGGGCACGAAACCCACGGAAUACGACGACUUCACCAAAGACUACGCCAGCACUGCUGUCGAGCAAUACGGCCGAAUGAUUGCCAGCCUUCGGGACAGCCACUGGGCCAGUAUCUAUGCAGCUUGCGGUGUCAAGCAAGAGCAGAAGAAGCCCGUCACGAUGGGCCACAAGACACCCCUCGCGAGUCGCCGGGACCGUCUUCGUAUACCCAGCUCACCGUAAUCUGUAUUAUUUGCCCUCGUAUGGUACCCUUUCUAUACUUUACAAUUUGUGCUGUAUUUACUGCAUGUCCGCUCCUUCGUACGUCGUAUUACUGUAGAGAACCCGGCUUUUUAAUGAAUUCUAAUUUCCGGAAUCUCAAUGGCUGAAUGGCCAGUGGCGUGAUGGUGCGACCCGAGACUCAGUUGGCGAAUUGUGGUCGCUUUUAUGCGAUGAUUUCGCCUCGGAUUGUCCCUUCCAGAACAUGGAGUUGCUGGAUUGCCGAUGGUGUGAUGGUCGGGGAUGGUCCAUCGCAAACAAUUCGAAUCAAUUCAAAACAAUCCAUUUGUGAUCUUACUG